Messenger RNA from Asparagus officinalis (garden asparagus), 891 nucleotides. RefSeq names its product allantoinase-like. Bases 391 to 768 code for a protein of 125 amino acids. NCBI's taxonomy places the organism in Eukaryota, Viridiplantae, Streptophyta, Magnoliopsida, Asparagales, Asparagaceae. The record is from RefSeq and is a predicted model, not a curated record. Gene Ontology annotation, molecular function: allantoinase activity. The transcript is spliced from 5 exons. Gene Ontology annotation, cellular component: cytoplasm. Gene Ontology annotation, biological process: purine nucleobase catabolic process.
AUCAGUUAUUUAUUUUAAUGUUUUGAUCUUGGGUGAUUUUGCUUGUAAUUGGGAUCAAUUGAGUCCUUAAAUGUGCGUUGCUUGUUUGAAUGAAAGUAUAUGUGGACUCGGUCAAAUGUUCCAGUGGAUGUUAAGGUAUCACAGUGAUUAGAGUCUUGUUUCCCCCCCAAUCCACAAUAAAUGAAUGGGAAAGCUAGUGCUUUUUAACCAGCUGAUGGAUUGUCUAUGUAUUUUGCUGGUUAUAUUUGACCUUAAAAGUAUCCGCAUUGGUAGGUCAUAUGAUGUAUCAAUUACUCACUUUACAAAAGUAGAAUAUUCAUACUGGAGUUUCUUUCUUUCAAUGCUUCCGUCAUUCAGCCACACACAUCUUGAUGAACCUGGAAGGGUUGAAUGGAAAGGCUUCUCAUCAGGGACCAAGGCAGCAGCUGCUGGUCGACGCAGCACAUGAGAAAAUAUAUGUCGAUGUUGUCUUUCAUGUGCCCCUCAGGAAUAAAUGAUUUCCCAAUGACUAAUUCAACUCAUAUCAAAGAGGGAUUAUCUGUGUUGGCAAAGUUCAAAAGGCCUUUGCUUGUCCACGCGGAGGUAGUUUUGGAUUCUGAAAGCAACCUGAACCAUGAUGGCAAAUGUUCUGAUGUUCGGUCCUAUGAAACAUAUGUUAGGACCAGGCCACCCUCAUGGUUAGCAUUCGGCCUAAUGAUGCUUCAACAACUUGGAGGAGUAAAUGCAAUUGGAUUCUAUAAAUUAUGCAAAGUUCAUCAAGUUAUGUAAAUAAUUGUAUUCUUUAUUAUCUAUGUAUACAAUUUAUGUAUCUCUCUAGUAUUUUGGUGAAUGUAUUAUUUGAAUAUAAUUGUAUUUGAUAUUAAAAUAUAAUUAGAUUGUGUUGGAUAUGAA